This is a messenger RNA of Mytilus californianus (California mussel), 2180 nucleotides long. RefSeq lists its product as uncharacterized. The coding region runs from base 46 to 1965 and encodes 639 amino acids. Lineage: Eukaryota; Metazoa; Mollusca; Bivalvia; Mytilida; Mytilidae. The record is from RefSeq and is a predicted model, not a curated record. The transcript is spliced from 6 exons.
CAUUUUCGUCCUGAACAUAAGGGUUCGGUUGGAUAGAAAUCCAGUAUGCAUCUGUCCCUGCAAUUGUUACUCAGUGUUCUAGGAUUGUCUCUAGCAGACGACAUUUGGAACUUUGGUGACUGGGAUGAUGACUAUUCAUACAACGGAUAUCAACCAACUGGUUUACUGCGUGGUGGUAGCCAAAGUUUUAUGAGAUAUCCAACUUAUCGCAGUUACAACAGGGGAAGUCGAGGUGUAUCAUCAGGAUUUCGAGGAAAUCGAGGAGGAUCGUCAGGAUUUCGAGGAAGCCUUGGAUCCACCGGACUCUCAUAUAAUACUGGGUAUAGUCAAAAUAAAGGAUACGGUUCCUAUGGUAACAGUUAUAGCGGAAGUCGAGGUUAUGGCUCCAAUGGCAUCAACUAUGGUAGUGGAAUGUUAACGACUGGAUCCUUAGGUACGUCGAUAAGGCCAUCAGGGAGGUCUAGAUAUUAUUCGAAAAGUUCAUCAAUUAUUAGACCAAGAGGCAAUAUUGGAAACAAUUUUGGAAUAAGGUCUCUCAAUGACGACGACGAUUUUGAUGAUAUCAACAUUGGUGUUCUUGGUCCUUCUGUUGCUAGGGCACAAACCGGAAGUCGAUCUGUACGACCAACAAUUAAGAAUCAUCAAAGAAAAUCUGCUAUUAGACCUUUAAUAAACAAUGUGCCGUCACCGAUCAAUAUUGGAAGAUCUUUUGAUAACGACGAAGAUGAAAUAAAUAGAGGAGUUCUUGGGCCUGCUGUUGUUAGAAGCGGAGGCAGUAGAGCUUCCAUACGGCCAAUAGCCAAGAAAACGUAUCACAGGAAACUAGCCUCUGUUCGAACCACUGGUAGUGCUGGUGUGGCACCAUCACCUGUGAGAACAUCUUUUGACGACAACGGAGAUGACUUUGACGACGAUAAUGGUAUUCUAGGUUUCAGUUCUGCAGGUCGACCUUCUGGUAUAGCAAGAAAAAUAUCUCCAAGACUGGGAUCCAUUGGUAGAUCAUCUAUUGGAAUACAACCAUCGUUUGGUAAUGAUAGAGAUGACUUUGACGACGAUAAUGGUAUUCUAGGUUUCAGUUCUGCAGGUCGACCUUCUGGUAUAGCAAGAAAAAUAUCUCCAAGACGGGGAUCUAUUGGUGGAUCAUCUAUUGGAAUACAACCAUCGUUUGAUAAUGAUAGAGAUGACUUUGAUAGAGAUAUACAAGACGAUUUCAAUGGGGAUUUUCAAGAUGACUUUAAUGGUGGAAUACGUGGGGCGUCUAUAAAUAGAAAUGGUGGAAUACUUGGGGCGUCUGUAAAUAAAGCUGGGCCGACUUCAACGGGAUCAAUUACAGGUAGUCUGGGACCUGCUAUAAACAGGGGUGGACAUUCAUCGCAGUCAAAAUCUACUUACUACCACAGAAAACCACACCAGAAUAUACAUGUAACGCAUGUACAUAAAUAUCGACCGGAUUACGAUGAAGACAAUUUUGGAAGUGCACCAGUAUUUAACAGUAGACCACUAUACGGUGGAUAUGCUGGAUAUGGUACACAGUAUCCACAAUAUGGGUCAUAUGGUUAUAGAAGCGGUAACAGUUAUGCCAAUGGAGGCGGAUUUGGAAGCGGAAACUUUGGUGGUGGAUCUGGUUUUAGGGGUCGCUUCCGAGGUUCUGGCGGAGGAAGUGGUGGACGUGGCGGUUCCGGUUCCGGUGGUGGAGAAAGUGAUGAUUUUGAUUUCGAUGAUGACGAAAGUGCAGGAUCUAGCGGUAGUUCUGGCAGCGGAGGUGGAUUCGGCGGUGGAUUUAAUGGUCUGGGUGGUAUUGGUGGUGUAGCAGGACGAUUUGUCGGUGGAGGUUUUGGAUCAGUUGGUGGUAUUGGUAGUAUCGGUGGCAACCAAGGUCGCUAUUACGGAUAUGGAGUAUAUCCUAACAGUAAAAAUAUUAACCACUAUGCUAACUAUAAGAAUAGUUACAGAAAGUCAUACUAAUGGAUUUUAUGACCUGUGGACAUAUUGACUGGACAAAGAGGUCAUAUUGGUCAUUAUGAGAUUUGACAUGUCAUAUUUACGUAUGUCAAAGUGUGACUUCAUGCAAUAAACUGACUGAUUUGUGAGAAUCUAUGGGAGGUUAUCUGUCUUCAAUCCGGUUUACAACUUGUUAGAUCUCGAAACUGAUAAGUUUUUAAUAAAUGUAUUAAACUGGU